CGUGGAUGGGGCACGUUUGUCGUUAAUUUACCAGUAUCAGCUACCAGUGUUGCAAUUAAAAUAAUCGUACCCUGUUUUGACACUUACGUUACCGCCAGUGGAAUCAAGAUUAGCAUUUGCUGAUUUCGAAAUCAACAGUCAGUCAGGUGUGACUACAUUUGUCAGUAUGGAUCGCAACAGUUUUGACUUUGAAGAUGAAGACGUGCUAUAUGAACAGCCAGAUGGUAAAGAGGAUAGAACUGGACUUCUGAAUAACCAGACCAAAAAGACACAGUUCACAGAUGGUAAAACACCACAUCGAUGUAUCAAGACUGGGUUACUCUGUGCUGGAUUCCUUGGUUUGGGUCUCUGCACUUCCAUCCUCGGACCAACAUUACUAGAUCUUGCUACUAAUGUGGAAAAAGACUUUUCUGAUGUCUCCUACGCAAUCACAGUACGAAAUACAGGCAUGCUUGUUGGUUCAUUGGUUGCUGGUUUUGCGUUUGAUAGAUUUGAUCAACAUUUGCUGAUGGGUAGCUCAUUGGCAUUGAUGGCUAUCUUGGCAGUGUUGGUUCCUUGGUGUGGCAAGUACUGGAAGCUACUACUUACUAUUUCUGUGUGGGGUAUGUCGAUGGGAUUCCACAGCACAGGUGGCAACAUUGUGUGCAUCAGCUUGUGGGGCAAGAGAACUGGACCAUUUGUGCAAGCCUUGCAUUUUAGUUUUGGAUUAGGUGCAUUUGUAUCACCACUCAUUGCAGAGCCUUAUUUGUCAUACAACCAGACAAAUAAUAAUACUGAAAUUCUUUCUGUUGAAAGACAUUCUGUUAAUAACGUGAUUAAUAAUAGUACAGAUGUUAAUAAAAAUGAGACAAUGUCCAAUUUUACUAGUAUUGUAGGUUCAGGUGAUGGUGAUGUUCUGUUUAACACUUCAACUAUUGUAAGCAUUGAUCAUACAGAUAACAAAGAUGGUCAUCAAGAUGGCAAUAGUGAUACUGUCAGCACUUCAUCCACUCAAUCCAUUACUCCGACUAGCAAGGAUACCAGUAGUCCAGAUAACAAAGAUGGGCCUGAGAAUGGCAUUAAUGAUCAUGAUAAUUCAUCAAAUCAAUCCACUACUGUAAGCAUUGAGCAUACAGGAAGUUCAGAUAACAAAAAUGUUUCUGGAGAUAGUAUGCUGGCUAAUAUUCCAUCAACUGAUUCAUCCAUUGUAAAUGCCACAGAUAGUUCUUCAGGCAGUGUGAUUUCAUUCUAUACAACAUUUCUGAAUCAUGCAUCCAGUAUACAAAAAGCCUACAUGGUGAUUGCAGUUUGCUGCCUCAUUGUUUCACUGCCCUUCUUCUGGUUUUUCUGUUCUGGUCCUCGCUUUCUAAUAGCUGGUCAGCGAGCUGCUGUCAGUGCUGGUGUUGGCAGAGAAUCAUCUGAUGAGAAGCUUCUGUUUCGUUUUAUAUUCUUGACCGGUCUGUUUCUUUUCUUCUUCUUUUAUAAAGGGUUGGAGGAGGGUUACGGUGGAUACAUUUAUGCUUUUGCUAAAAAAACUGAUGUGAACUUUACUUCACAGAAUGCUAGCUACAUCAAUGCAGCGUUUUGGGGUGCUUUUGCACUGGGUCGCCUUCUGGCUAUUUGCUUUGCUCUUUGUAUGCGACCGAUGUUCAUGCUCGCCCCAGACUUGCUUGGGGUGCUCCUGUCAGGAAUUCUACUAGUUGUAUUAGGCGACUCUAAUGCAGGGGUUUUAUGGUUUGCCAUCAUACUUUUGGGAUUCUCCAUGGCAUCUAUUUUCCCAACCACUAUUGCAUUUGCUGAUCGGUACAUACUCCUGACUGGUAAAGCCAUGGCGUCAUUUGUAGUCGCAACGUGUCUGGGCAGCAUCGCCAUACCCUGGCUAUUGGGGCUGUUGUUCCAUCAGAAAGAAGGUGUGGAUGUUCUGAUGAAAGUGAUGGUCACGCUUUCUAUCAUAUUACCUGUUAUGUAUAUCGGCAUGCAGAUCAUGGCCUCUCGUGAGGGAGAACGUACGAACUCUCGAAUUCCUGAUGACAGUGCAGAGCAGCUGCUGAGCGCCAUCGAAGAAGAGGUCAUUGAGCUUGAAAAGAUGGCUUCCAAGAACAACAAUCCUAAAAAAGGACGUGUUAAAAGGGUCAGCAACAAAUACAAGCUGUCGCAGACCAUACGCGAAUUGAAGAAAGAUGUUAAAAAUGAUUAA
This is a messenger RNA of Saccoglossus kowalevskii, 2176 nucleotides long. RefSeq names its product sodium-dependent glucose transporter 1A-like. NCBI's taxonomy places the organism in Eukaryota, Metazoa, Hemichordata, Enteropneusta, Harrimaniidae. The record is from RefSeq and is a predicted model, not a curated record. Gene Ontology annotation, molecular function: D-glucose transmembrane transporter activity.